Messenger RNA from Arachis ipaensis, 1732 nucleotides. RefSeq names its product F-box/kelch-repeat protein At3g61590. Gene Ontology annotation, molecular function: protein binding. The record is from RefSeq and is a predicted model, not a curated record. Lineage: Eukaryota; Viridiplantae; Streptophyta; Magnoliopsida; Fabales; Fabaceae.
CUCUAUAUUGAGAGAGUGUGUGUGUGUGUUCUCAAACAAAUCUAGAGCAACCCAUUUUGUUGCUCUUCCAUUUUCCCAUUCCUUUCUCCAUUCAAUGGUUUUUGUUUAGUUUUCUUCUUCAAUCUCUCUUUCUCUCUCUCUCAAUUCCCUAUUUUUUUUUUUCACUAACAAACUCUUUUUUUUUCAUUUCCCCUUUUUCCAUUCCUUAUUUCCUUCUUCUCUCUCUUGGUUUUUUCUGCACAAUCCGCAAAACCAGCUGAAUCAGCUAACACUGGUUCAAGAGCCUCAGGAAGAAAAGGCCUUUACUCGCAAUUAUGGCGGGAGAAACAUCAUGGGUCAGUCACUUCUACGAUGACUCGCGAAGGGAGAUUAAGGACUGGGAUUCAUUUUCAGAAGUUGGCGAGGAAGGUGACAAAGAAGUAGCAGCUGUUUCUGUGGACAGUAUUUUGCCGGACGAAUUGGUGGAACGGAUCUUAGCCUAUCUGCCGGUUGCUAGCAUUUUCAGAGCUGGUUCUGUGUGCAAAAGAUGGUAUGAGAUCGUCACUUCCGGAAGGUUUUUAUGGAACCUGUCCCAUGUGCUACCACAGAAACCUUGGUACUUCAUGUUCACUAAUUCUGAUGAACCAACUGGUUAUGCUUAUGAUCCCAUCCUUCGGAAAUGGUACAACAUUGAACUACCCUGCAUCGACAAUUCUAACUGGUUCAUUGCUUCGUCGCAUGGUUUAGUUUGCUUCAUGGACAAUGGAAGCAGAAGCGAAUUGUGCAUGUGUAACCCCAUUACUAAAAGAUGCAGGAAGCUCCAGGAGCCUUCGGGUUUUCCCUUUUCUGAUUACAGUGCAUUAGCAAUGUCUGUCAACCGGGAAUCCCACAAAUAUACCGUAGCAAUCGUAAAAUCUAGGCAAGUCCCGGAUAACUUUUUCAUGUGGGAUAUCUCGAUUCAUUUAUACAAUUCAGAGAAUGCGACCUGGGCAACGGCUUUAACUGAGAUUUUGCUGGGGUGGAGAGGUGGCGAUGAGAGUGUGAUAUGCAAUGGCGUGCUUUACUUUUUAGUUUACUCAACUGGGGGUGGCAUACCGGACAGUCGUCAUGCUCUUAUCUCAUAUAACAUCUCCAACCGAUCUUCGCAAGGCAGCUUGAGAAGGAACUUCAUUCCGGUUCCUUGCUCUCUAACAUGCGGCCGUCUGAUGAAUCUGAAGGAGAAGCUUGUAAUGGUGGGAGGGAUCGGUAAGCAAGAUCGCCCCGACAUCAUUAAAGGAAUUGGAAUCUGGGUUCUAAAUGAUCAGAAGUGGGAAGAGAUUGUUCGAAUGCCCCACAAAUACUUCCAAGGCUUCGGCGAGUUGGAUGAUGUUUUCGCGAGCAGUGGAACAGACGAUAUAAUCUACAUUCAAAGUUAUGGAUCUCCAGCACUUCUGACAUACGACAUGAACAUCAAACAAUGGAAAUGGUCACAGAAAUGCCCUGUUUUGAAGAGGUUCCCGCUGCAGCUCUUCACUGGUUUUUGCUUUGAGCCUAGGCUUGAAAUUUCUCCAUAGCUUUCUCUGAUUCUCUCCAAUACAACAAUCACAAGCUGCUGUUGACUCUCUGUGUCUAUGAUUUUCUGCCAUUUUUACUCUUAAUAUGAUUUCUGUGUUCUUAACAAUCCAUACACAGUGUACUUGCUGAUCAAGUUGGUUAUUCAGGAUAUUGGAAUAUUAUUACAGCAUCUUAAAAAUACAAGAGAUUUCUUACACCA